Peromyscus maniculatus bairdii (prairie deer mouse) is the source of this 953-nucleotide messenger RNA. Lineage: Eukaryota; Metazoa; Chordata; Mammalia; Rodentia; Cricetidae. The record is from RefSeq and is a predicted model, not a curated record.
AGAGUUGCUCAUGGAGCGGGAUCGACGGUGUAGAAACUCUUGUGUGAAGACAAAAGAGUUACCAAGUAAUUGGCACCCGAGAAAGCCCCGGGGACCCAGGGCAGGCAGAGCACCCAGCCUGCAAGCAACGUGGAGGCAGCUGCAGAGCCCUUGGAAACCCUGCUGGGCUGGUAGGUGGGCCUUGGUGGGGAGGCGCAGACAGGGACAGGUCGCCCGGUUGCAGAGCACACUUAUCAGCAAAGUCCCCUCUGGAUCAUCUGGAGACAAGUUUCGGAAGGUGUCCCUGUGACCUUGGAUUCAGCUGGCAUCCCCAGCCCUGAGCCGCCAGAGUGUGGAGAAGAUGCGGGCACACCUCGUGCUUCUGCUCAUCAGCUCCUUCCUGACACCGAUUGGUGCUUCCAUCUUGGGGCGCUGCGUAGUGGCUAAGAGGCUCCACGAUGGAGGCUUGGAUUACUUUGAGGGCUACAGCCUUGAAAACUGGGUGUGCCUGGCUUAUUUUGAGAGCAAGUUCAACCCCUCGGCUGUCUACGAGAACUCCCAAUGUGGCUACACUGGCUAUGGCCUAUUUCAGAUCCGAGACAAUGAGUGGUGUGACCACGGCAAGAACCUCUGCAAAGUGUCCUGCACCGCUUUACUGAAUCCGAACUUAAAGGACACAAUUGAAUGUGUCAAGAAAAUCGUGAAAGGAAAGCAAGGAAUGGGGGCAUGGCCCACCUGGUCCAGGAACUGCCAUCUGUCGGACACCCUAGAAAGGUGGCUGGAUGGUUGUGAUCUGUAGCUACCUGGGUGCUCCUGCUGUGCUCGCCAGCCAUGUCCUGUGACUAAGGAUGCUUUUCUGUUUGCUGCUCCGAUCCAUCCAGUUAUCUCACCGCUUGACAGCUCCAGAUGGAAAAGGACAAAAGUCCACUUCAUCCAGGGGUACAAGGUGCAGAAUAAACCAGCUAAUUACUCAA